Messenger RNA from Harpegnathos saltator (Jerdon's jumping ant), 2079 nucleotides. Its product is annotated as leucine-rich repeat protein SHOC-2. The transcript is spliced from 9 exons. Gene Ontology annotation, molecular function: protein binding. Gene Ontology annotation, cellular component: cytoplasm. Lineage: Eukaryota; Metazoa; Arthropoda; Insecta; Hymenoptera; Formicidae. The record is from RefSeq and is a predicted model, not a curated record. Bases 586 to 1794 code for a protein of 402 amino acids.
CUAGAGGCUUUUGUUCGCCUCCGUGACGGUUGGAUGUAGUUCCUGUAACUACGCAUAUUUUUUAUCUUGGAGACUGCGUACGCGUUAUCCCUGUUUCUCUUUUAUUUCCAAAAUCGUUGUGAUUGGCGUAGGAGUGUAAUAACUCUGCUCAGAGCCAUAUAUUGAAUGAAUGAAUGAAUAAAUAUGAGCCCGUCCACAAUCUUGCUCAGGGUUGUUCCAACUUCUUGGUAAGAUACGUAAAUAUAUAUAUUAAUAUUGUUGAAGUGCGGUAAAAGCAAUAUGUUUAUGCUGUUAAUGCAUUUAUAUACAAUGCACCACAAGAGACUGUCAAACUGAUGUGAUAAGAAAUCAGCAGAAAUCAACAGAAUGGAAGAAAAUGAAGGAUAAUGUAGAAUAAAAUGCAUCCAUACUGAAUCCAUCGUCAUCAUAAAAAAGAAACAAGAAACCCUAACUCAGUCAAUAAUUCGUCAUGGGCGAGCGAAACAAAAUAUCAAUUGAUUCUAUUUCAAUAUUUUAAUUUUACCCAAAACUAGGUUAUGUCAAUUCGAGACGAUGGGUUUCUUGUAGAAUAAAUGAAAAUAUCAAAUGGCAAACGAAAUCAAAAGCAAGACUAUAUUGCACUGGAACUGUCGAGGUCUUAUGAAAUUACCAAAAGCGAUAAAACUUUAUGGUAGUCAUAUAAAGGAGAUAUAUCUCAAGUGGAACAAGCUUACUACUUUACCACCCUGGAUAAUGAAGUUAUUUAAUGUAACUAGCUUAUACAUGCAUGGCAAUUUAAUUGAACAGCUGCCUGUUGAAUUUGGCAAGAUGAAUCAGUUGACAGUACUGAAUUUAGAUGCCAAUCAAUUGAAACAGGUACCUAUCUGCAUUGGUAAUCUGAGAAACUUAAAGCACUUAUCUAUGAAUAACAAUUUCAUAGAAGAAUUACCAAUUGAAUUGAGUCAACUGAGUAAUCUGCAAAUACUAUCUGUCUCGAGCAAUCAGAUUAUUGCACUACCAGAAUGGACUGGCUCUCUACCAAAACUUGAAGAAUUAUAUGCAGAUAAUAAUCUACUGAAAGAGCUACCUAAUAGAUUAACACUGGCUCCUGAGCUUUCCAUGAUCUCUGUGUCUUUAAAUAGGUUAACAUAUUUUCCAUUAAAUGGAUUCUUGUCAUCUCCUGUUAUUAUAUUUGAUGCAAAUGAAUAUUUGAAUUAUGUAUCAUAUCCGCUUCUACUUCAAAUUCUAUCCCAAGGGGCGAUUAUCAACAGACUUUCUUUAGCAUAUGGAUGUUUCAAAACACACUACAAUACUAAUGUGUCAAGCACAAAUAUAAAGCUGUACAUUGAAACGAAAGGAUUGUAUGAAAAUAAAACUGAUAUUAUAAUCGAAUUACCACGGCAGCUUUUGAAAAUUCACAAGGUUCAUGAGAAUGUAACUUGUUCUCUGUGGGAAUUAGCACUGAGAAAAAUUUAUACUGAAAGGUAUAAGCAUACACUUGAGCUUGAUAUUUCUUCCCCGAAUGUAACAAUAUUCUACAGCCUGCUUCCUAAGGAUACUAAACUGGACUUCAUAUUGUCUACUAUGAACUGUAUUUCGUACAAUUUAUUAACAAACGGACCUAUCAGCAUCUGUGUAAAUUCUCAGUGCGAGCAACCCAUAUUCACAGAAGCAUGGACCAUUGUCGGUGUUCAUAGUAUGGUGGUGAUGGAGACUGUGAUAACAAUAGCUCUAUGUUGUAGUAAAAGCUGUGCCUCUGCAUUCACUACACAUUCGAACUUUCUUAGAAAAUUUCGUUGGCACUCCAUCAACUGAUGAAUCCUCUUUGUUGAAUGUUUAAUUAAAACAUUUCUGUAUAUAUAAAACUUAACAGAAAAAUAAAAUUAACUUAACAGAAAAAAUAAAAUAUUACGUGCGUUAAUACCUCUUGACAGUACAGACAUUCUCAAUUUCAUAAACUAAACUGCCCAUUUCAUUGUAACUUUGAUUUAUACCAUUUUAAUGAUAAUGACUUCCAGUUGAUAAUGCCCAGUAUGAAUUUAAGUUCUAUAAUGUAAUGAAAUUAUGGAAUUAACUUAUCAGAAAAUAGUAGUUAAACAG